CGCCCAGAACCCUCCUUUCGGGCAGCGCGGAGGCCGUGAGAGUCCGGGAGCGCUCCGGAUUACGAGAAGAGGAAGCGCAGUUAGAGGGGCCCGAAGAGCCACGGCCGUCGCUAUGGGGCUGGAGGCGGCGCGCGAGCUGGACUGCGCGGCGCUGGGCGCGCUGCUGCGGGAGCCGCGGGAGGCCGAGCGCACGCUGCUGCUCGACUGUCGCCCCUUCCUGGCCUUCUGUCGGCACCACGUGCGCCACGCGCGGCCCGUGCCCUGGAACGCGCUGCUGCGGCGCCGAGCGCGGGGCCCGCCCGCCGCCGCCCUCGCCUGCCUGCUGCCCGACCGUGCGCUGCGGGCGCGCCUGGCCCGCGGGGAGCUGGCGCGGGCCGUGGUGCUGGACGAGGGCAGCGCCUCGGUGGCCGCGCUCCCGCCCGACGGCCCGGCACACGCGCUGCUCUCCGCGCUGCUGCCCGAGACCCGCGCGGGGCCCACGGCCGUCUGCUUCCUGCGAGGCGGCUUCGACGGCUUCCAGGCCUGCUGCCCCGAUCUGUGCUCCGAGUCCCCCGCCCCGGCCAUGUCGCCUGUUGGGGCCGAGAACAGCCGUUCUGACGCCAGGGCUCCCUUUUACGACCAGGGCGGCCCCGUGGAGAUCUUACCCUACCUGUUCCUGGGCAGCUGCAGCCACUCCUCCGACCUGCAGGGGCUGCAAGCUUGUGGCAUCACAGCUGUCCUCAACGUCUCCGCCAGCUGCCCCAACCACUUUGAGGGCCUUUUCCGCUACAAGAGCAUCCCGGUGGAGGACAACCAGAUGGUGGAGAUCAGUGCCUGGUUCCAGGAGGCCAUCAGCUUCAUUGACUCGGUGAAGAACGCUGGAGGCCGGGUACUUGUACACUGCCAGGCGGGCAUCUCACGCUCCGCCACCAUCUGCCUGGCUUACCUGAUCCAGAGCCGUCGCGUGAGGCUGGACGAGGCCUUCGACUUUGUUAAGCAACGCCGGGGAGUCAUCUCCCCCAACUUCAGUUUCAUGGGGCAGCUGCUACAGUUUGAGACGCAGGUGCUAUGUCACUGAGGCAGGGCCGCACCUUGCUGGCUCCCCCAGGGCCACCGGGUCCCUCCGUUCAGGGAAAGCUGCCCCUUCCCUGGAAUUCGAAAAGCCCCCAGCUGGUGGUGCUGGGAAUGUGGGAAUGCUGGACUUUCUCACCUGGUGCUCUUCUGCUAGGUUUGAGGGCUGGCCCUCAUCCCGAGGGACCAGAAUGGAGGGCAUGUCUGCUUCCCCUCGCCCCUCCGUCUUCUGGCAGAAACUGACUGGACUCUACACCCAUGGAUUCCCACUGGUCCCACCACCGUGUUGGAGCCCUUGGCAGCCCGAGAGCUCUAAGGGAACAAGCUGUGACAAUCAGGAGCCCCGUCUGCAGGGGCGGGGGGGGGGGGGGUUCCACUACAGGCCUGGAGUCUGAGCCCUGAGCUCCUGGGGAGCUGGGUGUCAGGGAAGUGACGCGUCUGGGGCGUCCGGACUUCUGUGCUUGCGUGUGCGCACGUGUGUAUGUGUGUGAGUGUUUCACGCCUGUACUGGCCAGGCGCUGGAAAGUUAUUUGUGUUCAGCUGACAUUUAACACUCCCUCCCCCACUUCCUCCCGGCCCUGUGGGCGGGGGUUGGAAACUUAGCACUUUAUAUUUAUACGGAACAUUGAGGAUGCGUCAAUAAAAUAUUGUUUUGUUUAAAAAACAA
Molecule: messenger RNA, 1717 nt
Organism: Neofelis nebulosa (Clouded leopard)
Lineage: Eukaryota; Metazoa; Chordata; Mammalia; Carnivora; Felidae
Gene: DUSP2
Product: dual specificity phosphatase 2
Exons: 4
Coding region: 113-1057 (314 amino acids)
Biological process (GO): negative regulation of MAPK cascade; protein dephosphorylation; endoderm formation
Cellular component (GO): cytoplasm; nucleus
Molecular function (GO): protein tyrosine/threonine phosphatase activity; MAP kinase tyrosine/serine/threonine phosphatase activity
Source: RefSeq, a predicted model, not a curated record